GAACACUAAACCAGCUACAUUACCACUUAAUGUUUCAUUAGUUUGAACAACACGAAUGGCAUCAGUUCUAAGGAAGCUUUUUGAUAAAAUUUCUGCAACUGUAAAUUCAUCAAGAAGAAACCACUCACCUUGCAGAAGAAGUUUGAGUAGAGAUGUCAAUUCAGAAGAAUUCCGAUGCUACAGUGUUUGUGUUGCGCGUCUUGCUAUCAUGGUGAUGCUGGCAAUUCUUAUAGGUCUACUAACACUACUCACCUGGCAUUUCACCAAAGUUUACACGAGAACAUCAUUGAACUCUUUGGCAUAUGGUCUUCGGCACCAACUUUUGCAGCGUCCCAUAUUGCGUAUGUGGAAAAUCUUGAAUUCAACUGUUGAAAUAACGACAUCCCAAGUUAAGCUUUCGGAGUAUGUGAUAAAAAAAUAUAGCAAAGCUGAAAACCAAGCACAGCAAGUAGAGUUGUAUGAAGUUAUGAGGGAUGUCACGUGGGCGCUUUUUGCGAGCCACAAAGCUCUGAAUUCAAUGUCGAUAAAAUACAGAAAUGGGUUUGUUCAGGCCUUCCAUCGAGACCUUAGAGACAAAAGUACAUAUUACAUAUACUCCAAUCUGGUCAAUUACACGAUGGUUGAACCUUAUGAUAUGAACCAGACUUUACCUCAUAAAGGGUGGAAUGAUCAGACAAUACAUGGUAAUGUAUCAGCAAUUUGGUACCGAGAACCACUGGAUCCUGACACUGGCAGAAAGAUGGGGAAACAGAAGGCCAUCCCACCGGACGAAUUGAUGAAUAUUGCAGGGAUUUCCCAGGUACCUGAUGGUGCAGCUUCUUGGCAUGUAGCUGUGAGCAAGUUCACAAACUCACCUUUGCUGUCAGCUGCUUUGCCGGUUUGGGAUCAGGACCGAGGAAGUAUAGUGGCCGUGGUGGGAGUUACUACUGCGCUAUAUAGCGUAGGUCAACUUAUGAAAGAACUAGUUGAGCUCCAUGGUGGACAUAUUUAUUUGACAUCUCAAGAGGGGUGGUUGCUUGCUACUUCCUCCAGUACACCAUUGCUAAGAAAUUCAUCGACUGGGCCUACACUCGUGAUGGCAGUAGAUUCUCAAGAUGAGAUCAUACAAUCCGGAGCUAAGUGGUUGCAUAAAGCCUACGGUGAAAAGCCUCCACUGCACGUCACAGCUACCGCCAGGCUUGGCCACCAGCGUUAUUACGUAGAUUCGUUUUUCUUGAACUUAACAAGACUUCCUAUGGUGGGAGUUCUUUGUAUUCCAAGGAAAUACAUAAUGGGCAAGGUGGAUGAGAGGGCAUUUAAGACAUUGGUGAUAUUGAUAUCUGCAUCUGUAUGUAUACUAGUUGUGGGUUGUAUUUGUAUUUUCAUAUUAACAAAUGGAGUGUCGAAGGAAAUGAAUCUAAGGGCAGAACUAAUUAGCCAUUUAGAUGCCCGAAGGAAGGCAGAGGCAUCAAGCAAUUUCAAAAGCCAAUUUUUAGCCAACAUGAGUCAUGAACUGAGAACGCCAAUGGCUGCCGUCAUAGGAUUGCUGGACAUUCUUCUAUGUGAUGACUGUAUCACCAACGAGCAAUAUGCAACAAUCACUCAAAUUCGUAGAUGCUCAACAGCUCUCCUCAGGCUUCUCAACAAUAUUUUGGAUAUUAGCAAGGUUGAAUCUGGAAAACUGGUGCUGGAAGAAGCUGAGUUCGAUUUGGGGCGAGAACUUGAAGGACUUGUCGAUAUGUUUUCUGUGCAGUGCAAGAACCACAAUGUGGAAACCAUCAUAGACCUCUCUGAUGAUAUGCCGAAAGUAGUUCGAGGAGACUCCGGAAGAGUUGUUCAAAUAUUUGCAAAUCUAAUCAGCAACUCAAUCAAGUUUACUACAUCAGGACACAUUAUCCUACGAGCAUGGUGCGAAAAUCUGAAUUCGUUCAGUAAUAAUGGGAACUUCUUCAUCGAUCAGAAAGCUUUAUGGUCUGCAUACCAGAAAAAGAUAAAGCGACAGAGACUCCACGAGAAAAGAGCCUGCAAAAACGACAACACAAUGAUUCUUUUUUUUGAAGUUGAUGAUACUGGAUGUGGAAUUGAUCCAAGCAAAUGGGAGUCGGUAUUUGAAAGCUUUGAACAAGCAGACCCAUCAACAACUAGACUGCAUGGAGGAACUGGUCUUGGGUUAUGCAUUGUUCGAACCCUGGUUAACAAGAUGGGUGGAGAAAUCAGAGUCGUCAAGAAGAACGGAUCAGGGACUCUAAUGCAACUAUAUCUUUUACUCAGCACACCUGCAGAUCUACCAAGAGAAAGCUGCCAAUCUAAAUUUGCAGAACAUAACUUGAAGGUAGUGCUUGCACUCAAUGGAAGAAUGGGUAGAGCAAUUCUUUCACAGUGGCUACUUAAACUUGGAGUGCCCAUCUGGGAGGCGUACGAGUGGAAUGAACUGACACACAUACUUCAGGAGCUCUUUAAACCCACAAGUUAUGCCCAAAACUUGAUGUGUGAGCAUCCAAAAGUUGAAACAUUAAGCAUGGAAGAGGUAGAGGAGUCGGUGUUCAUCAUAGUCAUUGAUAUCGCACUGCUUAACUUGAGCACAGACAUAUGGAAGGAGCAGCUCAAUUUCCUAGAUACAUUCAAUAGGGGAGCAAAGUUUGCUUGGAUUCUAAACCAUGAUACCUCUAAUAUCAUCAAGAUUGAGCUUCGAAGACGAGGGCAUCUGAUGAUGGUAAAUGGACCAUUAUACAAGGCAAAAAUGAUUCAGUUAAUUGAAGCUGUUAUAAAAGAAAGCAGUCCUGAGCAGCCAAAGAAAAUUAUUCUGGGGACUGAUGCACAUGAUUGUCUUCAAAUUUAUCCCAUACACUCAGGCACAAAGAGUUCAAACAAUUCUGAAAAAUCAGAAAUUAACUCAAUCGGCAGUUCUCGGAUCGAAGAAACAAAUCAAGAAAAUUUCACUCUCUAUGGAGCUGUUAGCAAUUGCUUCCCUGAGGUAACUGAAGUCUGUUCAGAGCAGAUCAAGUUGAGCACAAAUGAGGCGGCUCCAUUGACAUUCUUUCCAAAUGAUAACUCAGACUGCAGGGAAGAAAUGAAAGGCACUACUUCUAAGGAGGAAGGCAUUCAUCAUGCAGAGACAGGCACGUAUGGACAAAAGUCUCUUACAGGCCUACACAUUUUGUUGGCGGAAGACACACCAAUACUCCAGAGAGUGGCCACUAUAAUGCUUGAGCAGAUGGGUGCUAUGGUCAUGGUUGUGGGAGAUGGGGUGCAGGCAGUGGAAGCUCUCAAUAUUCUGCAUGAAGUAGAGAAGUGUAAAAAAGCUCUUGACUGUCCACCAUACGACUUGGUACUCAUGGACUGUCAGAUGCCAAAGAUGGAUGGUUAUGAAGCAACUAAAGCAAUUCGAAGAGCAGAAAUGGAAUCAGAAUCACACAUUCCCAUUGUUGCACUGACUGCACAUGCCAUGCCAUCAGAUGAAGCCAAAUGCUUGGAAGUGGGAAUGGAUGCAUAUCUAACAAAGCCAAUAGACUGCAAGCUUAUGGUUUCCACCAUUUUGUCAUUAACUAAGUGUAGGACAUAACCACAAGAAGCAGAAAACAACCGGUGCGUAUUUGACAGCCAACAAUAGCUCAGUUGGCCUAUAGAUUGUACAUGGCAUAAUACAAGGGGAUAACUUUCACAUAAACAUGACAAUGCAUGUUUAUUUCCGUUUUUGGUAACCAAGCAAUAGCCAUAGACUCCUAAUGCGUAAAAUCUUGCAGUAGCUGAUGACUGCAUGCUGAUACGAAAUGCAGAGCUGUUAUGUGUACUGUUACAUUUAUAUGGUUUAUA
Molecule: messenger RNA, 3792 nt
Organism: Cynara cardunculus var. scolymus (artichoke)
Lineage: Eukaryota; Viridiplantae; Streptophyta; Magnoliopsida; Asterales; Asteraceae
Product: histidine kinase 1-like
Exons: 13
Coding region: 56-3541 (1161 amino acids)
Biological process (GO): phosphorylation; phosphorelay signal transduction system
Molecular function (GO): phosphorelay sensor kinase activity
Source: RefSeq, a predicted model, not a curated record